Messenger RNA from Acanthopagrus latus (yellowfin seabream), 2301 nucleotides. RefSeq names its product NME/NM23 nucleoside diphosphate kinase 4 (gene nme4). The transcript has 5 exons. Gene Ontology annotation, biological process: UTP biosynthetic process; GTP biosynthetic process; CTP biosynthetic process. The record is from RefSeq and is a predicted model, not a curated record. Gene Ontology annotation, molecular function: nucleoside diphosphate kinase activity. Lineage: Eukaryota; Metazoa; Chordata; Actinopteri; Spariformes; Sparidae. The coding region runs from base 433 to 1011 and encodes 192 amino acids.
GUUAGUUAGUUAACAUUCGGUUAAAGGGCAAGAUAUUGUGUAAAAUUAAAACCAUGUUUUCAAAGCUCUACUCGCAGGAACCUAAGUGCAGGAUCAGUGUUUGGCUCUUAUGGUCACAACGUCCACUGUUGCAUACAGAGGGCUGGAAACAGAUAAUUGCUAGAGUGAAAAGAUAUAAAAACUUAAAGCAUCAUCGACAAAUCCAAUGACUUAAUCAGACGUACAUGGGGAAUAUUUCUGAAUCAUUGCUCAGUGCUGAAAUCUCAUGGAGUCGACACGUCUGGCAUCACUGGAGUUAACUGUGUUUUCAGUUUUAGUGACAAUAAGGGGGCAGACAAACAGACAGACAGACAGACAGGGGGAUGACUCGUGAGUUGUGAUUGAAGAGGGUUGACUUCUCUCUCCAGAGGCUGGCAGGACACACGUCAAAACAUGGUCACGAUGCAGCGGUGCUUUUUUAACAGAAUUCUCCAACAGUUUUGCUCAGGGACUCGAGUAACUAUCGGCUAUCACGGAGCUGCUGGGCGCAGGAGCGUAUCAACAGGUGUUCCAGGUGUAAGGGAGCGGACUCUUAUAGCGAUAAAGCCAGAUGGAGUUCAGCGUCGCCUUGUUGGACAGAUCAUUCAGCGAUUUGAGCAGAGGGGCUUCAAGCUGGUGGGCUUGAAAAUGUUGCAGGUGUCCGAUGAUCUCCUGUCUCAGCACUACAGUCAACUAAGGACAAAGCCCUUCUAUCCCAGACUGCUGCAGUACAUGACCUCAGGGCCUGUGGUUGUCAUGGUGUGGGAAGGGUACAAAGUGAUCGAGAGUUCACGUAUGAUGGUGGGACACACUAACCCAGCUGAGGCCCAGGCAGGCACAGUCAGAGGAGAUUUCAGUAUUCACGUCAGCAGGAAUGUGGUUCAUGCCAGUGAUUCGGUGGAGGGGGCACAGAGAGAGAUCCAGCUGUGGUUUAAGGGAAAGGAGCUCCUGAACUGGGACUGCUGUGACCACGCCAGCACCUUUGAGCUGUGAAGACUCUGAGAGUCAAACGCAGUGAGAGUCAGUAAUACUACCUCUUCUCCUGCUGCUCGAAGGUCUGUUUCUUACGACAGUGUGACCAAAGUGAUUGGAAAAAGAUGAGUCAUGAUGAGUGUUCCUACCAAAUAAUUUACCUCAGAAUAAGUGCACUUAGAAUCACAAAGAUUUUCUGUUUAAAACUGUCAGUUUUUUAUAUUUUCAACUACACACAGAUUUAAAAUAGAAGUUUGCCUUUGAUCUCAGGAUGGGAUGUUUGCACUAAUUGAUUGUCAUUCAGUGACAUAUUAUCUUAAUGUGUGUGAAAUUAAAUGAAAUGAAUAUAUCAAACACAAAUGACCGUUCCAGAAACGGUUAGUGUAUCAGGACCUGAUUUACAGUUAAAAUGUUUUUAUUAUACUUUGACUCAAAGCAGGUGUAAUGUAUCCCUGUUAUAGCUGCUCUGCUGUGUGAUGAUCAGGCACAGCUCCCACAUGUUCAUGGAUUACACAGAAUCUCUAGUUUGUCAACACAGAAAGAAAACAAUCCCCAUUUUUUUAAAGAGACUGAAAUAAUCUUUUGGCAACAUAAAACAUUAUAUAACAUAUUUCCACAAAGCCAUUCUGUGAAGGAAUGAAUGUGUAAAAUACUAUAUAUGUGUACUUGAUAACCUCUUUAUUCAGUAUGCCUUGCUGUACUGGAUUGGAUCAAUCUUCCUCAGAGAUUUUGGUGCAUAUUGAUCCGAUAAUAUCACACAGCUCCUGCAGUUUUGUCAGCUGCACAUCCAUCUUGCAAAUAGCCCGACCAUAACCACAUUGCAAAUGUCCUCCUUUAGAUUAAGAUCUGGUGACUGCGGAGGCCAUUUGUGUGCAGGUUUUGAGUUAAUUCUAUACUUGAACUAUACCCCUCAAAUACUUUAUGCAAUUAAUGUACUUGACUCAAAUUUAAUUAGUUAAAUGUGAAGUAAUGAAGUUAUCAUGAGGGUGAACGUUUUCAACGAAGAGCCCAACCUUUCCAGGAAUUGUCUGAUAUUGGAAUAGUUGUUCAUAUUUAAACCUAAAUCAAACAUUUGACUUCUGGCCAAUGAUUCUGUAUGUGCUGGUGCUGUAACAAUACUGAAGUAAAUGUUAUUGAUGAUGAUGAUUUACCUCCACCUGCUGUUACUGAGCUCUGGGUGGAUUCAGAUUGUAUGUAUGUUGACAUCUUCAUUGUUGCUUGCUCAUUCAAUUAUUCAUAGAACUGAUAAAUGCCUUAAGCCUGUCCUGUACUCAGUAUUAAUAAUUUAUUAAAUUGUAUGUAUAUAUACUA